This is a messenger RNA of Cyphellophora europaea CBS 101466, 921 nucleotides long. RefSeq lists its product as uncharacterized. Gene Ontology annotation, cellular component: cytosol. The transcript has 3 exons. The record is from RefSeq and is a predicted model, not a curated record. Gene Ontology annotation, molecular function: oxidoreductase activity. Bases 1 to 921 code for a protein of 306 amino acids. NCBI's taxonomy places the organism in Eukaryota, Fungi, Ascomycota, Eurotiomycetes, Chaetothyriales, Cyphellophoraceae.
AUGUCGUUCAUCAAGAUCAAACACAAGAGACCAUACCCUGCCAUCCUUCCCUCGAGGCCAGAACUGUCUCAAGAAGGACAGACCAUCCUCAUCACUGGUGGUGGGGCUGGCAUAGGCUAUGCGAUCUCCAAAGCGUUCGCCCAAGCCGGAGCGGCUAAGAUAGUUAUCGUUGGUCGCCGCUUGGACGUGUUAAAACAUGCUACUGUCAAGAUAAAGCAAGAAGUCCCUGAAUUCACUGGUCGCCUCUCGGCACUCAAGUGUGAUGUGUCCGACCUGAAGAGCACGGAGGAAUUGUGGAACGUACUGCAUGCCGAGAACAUCAUCAUCGACGUACUUGUUCUGAAUGCGGCGGUCAUCCAAACCACUGGUCCUCUUAUCGGCACAGACCUGCAGCAGAUCUGGGACGAGUUCAAUGCCAAUGUACGUGGCACCAUCGACUUUGCCCAGAGGUUCUUCAAGCAAAGUGAGGUGAAUCCGAACGGACACAGGAAGGCAUUGAUCAACAUUUCUUCUUUCUCGGCAUACGAUUUCGAAGUCCCAGGUUUCAAGCCGAACUAUAACCUGACCAAGAAUGCCAGCACACUGGCUAUCCAACAGAUUGCGAGAGAUGUGCCAGUCCAAAAGGCUCAGAUCAUCAGCUUUCACCCAGGAGCCAUCCAUACCGACGCCGCACGUGCGGCUGGGUACACUGGAGAUUCUUUGCCAUGGGAUGACGAAGAUCUUCCUGGAGCAUUUGCUGUCUGGUGUACGUCUAGUGAAGCUCAGUUCUUGCACGGGCGUUUCGUUUGGUCCUGUUGGGAUGUUGAAGAGAUGAUUCGAGGCGAGGUUGGUGUGAAGGUGGCACAAGACCAGUACUUCCUCCAGAUUGGUGUGAAUGGGUUGGAGGGUACGCAGCCUCAGUCAAAGGCUAUCAAGACGUGA